ACGGGACGAGGAGAGACUCCGAGGAGGAGAGAGAUCCUGGCGUGAGGAGAGAUCCCUGGGCGAAGACAGAGUCUUCCACGAGAAAGGUCGGGGUGAGGAGAGAUCUCGGGGCCAGGUGACAUCCCCGGGUGAAGAUAAAUUCCCGGGCAAGGAGAGGACCUGGAUGAAGGAGAGAUCUCAAGGGGAGGAGAGAUCCCCAAGGGAGGGGAGAUCCUGGGGUGAGCUGAGACCACCGGGCAGAGGCAAAAUCUCGGACCAGAAGGGGCGGGGUGCGGAGGGGCAGACCCUUGGCGAGGAAAGGUCCUGGGGAGAGGAGAAGCGCUUUGGAGAACAGAGAUCCCAACAGGAGGAGAGAGCCAGAAAGGAAGAGAGAAACAGGACGAAAGAAAGGGACCCUUACCAGAGGUCAGGAGGCGCGGAUAGGGUCCCUAAGGAAAAGCGGCAGGGCCCGGAGCUAGCUGGGGAGCUGCUCCCCCCGAAGCCAGGGAGUCUUCGGGCAGAUGGAGACCUGGGGCAGGGAAAAGGAUGGGGCAUGGGGAGGAAGCCCAGGGAGGAGCAGCCCCCAGGCCCCCGACCCAGGAGGAGAAAAGGAAAGGGGCGAGGCGUGGAGAAAGCGCCCGGCCGGGCCCCAAGGAGCGUGAACUGGAGCAGGAUGCAGAGCAGCGACCUGCUCCAGGCCGGGACCCGAGCGAGGAGAAAGAGACCCGGGCAGCGGCAAGAGAAGUGGGGGCGUGAAGCAAGGAGUGAACGGGGAGCCAGGUGCCGGAACAAGGAUGUGAUCGCAGGUUGUAGCUGCAUGGUGCACUUCCCAGCCAUGUUCCCUAUCAGUUUUGUGUGGCCAAGAGUACAAGUCCUGUGGGUGUUUUUGGCACUGCUGGAGAUACUACUGGUGUCGUCAAAGGUGCGGAAAACUGGUGAUUUCCAAGACUGCACCUGGCAGGUUGUUCUGAACAAGUUUGAUAGGGUAGGUGAUGCCCACGUGAGUGACCGAUUCUACGAUCAAGAACCCGUGGAUACAGUGGGCAGUGUAUUCAGCAUGCUAGUGGACUCUCCCAUCGAUCAUCAGGAGAAAUACCUGGGCUUCCCUUACUACCUCAAAAUCAGCUACUCCUGUGAGGGACAGCCCUCUGAGGACCUGGUCCGCAGCGGCCACCUGAUGGGGCUGAAGCCCCUGGUGCUGGUCACCUUCCAGUCCUCCGUGAACUUCUACCGCUGGAAGAUAGAGCAGCUGCAGAUCAGGAUGGAGGCCGCCCCUUUCCGCUACCCAGGGACCUGCCUGGCGGAGGAGGUGUGCGCCAUGAGCUGGUUUAUGCCCAUGCCCAUCCAGAAUGGCAGCGUGGUCGUGAAGGUGGAGGUCACCAGCAAUGGCCUGGGGCCCUUCAUUCCCAAUAAAAGGUUCCACGUGAAUAUCAAUGGCUUCCUCAAGAAGAAGCAAGGCAGGAUUGAGUUCACGGUGGGAUCGGAGCUCUUUGACCUGGCGCCCCAGUACUUCAUAAAUGUCUCCUCGAGGCCUCUAUGGUACACUCUGGACCAGUCACCUGUGCUCAUCCUGGGUGGCAUUCCCAAUGAGAAGGCCAUCCUGCUGAGUGACACUAACUUUGAGACCUUUUCUCUUGUGGAGCUGAGCAUUGACAGUUGCUGGGUAGGCUCCUUCUACUGCCCCCAGGCUGACUUCUCGGCCACCAUCUAUGAUGCCGUCUCCACAGAGAGCACCCUCUUCAUUCGGCAGAACCAGCUUGUCUACUAUUUCACAGGAACCUACGCUACGCUCUUCAACCGCAGCCACAGCAGUGGCAGCUGGGUUCGGGUCCUGGCCACUGAGUGCAUCAAAAGGCUGUGUCCGGUGCUUUUUCACAGCAAUGGCUCUGAGUACAUCAUGGCCCUCACCACUGGCAAGCAUGAGGGCUAUAUGCACUUCGGGACCAUCACCGAGGGCCGUGUGUCCUUCGAGAUGCUGCCCAAGGGCAGGUCCGUGUGUGAGCAGAUCUCUGUUGGCAACUGCUCCAUUAUGUGGGCCGAGUUCCUCUCGGACGAGUACACCAUCCUACUGCUGGUGGAGAUCCAGGACCUUAAAGCCAAGUCUUUCUGCGUGGUCCGCUACAGGCUGAUCAGUGAUGACAUGGAAGUCCUCUACAUCAUCCCCAAUUUCAUCCCUGAUGCUCGGGGCUUGGAGUUCCUGAUGAUGGUAGGCACGGAGAAGUACACCAACUCCCCCAUGGUGCCCAAGGGCAUGUUCUUCAACACCUACAACAACGUGCUGAUCAUCUGGGGCAACUUCCUCCUGCAGAGCUACAAUGAAGAAAACUACACCUACCUGGCGGGUUUCCCCAAAGAGUUAAGCAUCAAAUACCUGGUCAAUUCAUUUGGUGGGGACAUUGCUAUUAUCACGGAGACUGAAGAGAUAUGGUACCUCCUGGAGGGCAGUUACCACGUGUACCGACUGUUCCCGUCCCGAGGCUGGAGCAUCCACUCCAGUCUGCAGAUGUUGCAACAGUCCUCUCUCUAUGCCCCCAAUGAGACCUCGGUCACCUUCUUCUACGAAGACAGGGAGCUGUACCAGCUGGUGUACCUCCUCGAGGGCCACGGGCAGGGUCACCUGGUCAAGAGGCCUGUGCCUGUGGAGAAGCUGCUGCUGUAUGAGCAGCAGAGCCACUACCAGUUGCAUCAGCAGGGGAGCCAUAUGGUGCUGACCUUCACCAACCAGUGCCCCUUCACCAUGCUGAGCCUGCUGAACCUGCCCAACCCUCAGGCCUACACGCGUGAGGAAUGCUACCGGGCUCGGCCACCCCAUAUCCUGGAGAGCUCGGGCUUCCACAGCAAGAAGUCGCUUGCUGUCUACCAGGGCCUCCUCUACUACCUGCUCUGGCUGCACUCUAAGUACAACAAGCCAUAUGCAGACCCAGUACAUGAUCCUACUUGGCGCUGGUGGAAAAAUAAGAAGCAGGACCAGGAUUACUACUUAUAUCUAAAAAGAAACUGGCUGAGCGCAGGCGGCAUACACAUUGACAUGGCCAGCUAUGAAAAAGUCUAUGACCUCAAGUCCCAGUACCAGCUGCCCCAGUACAUUUUCUUGGACAAGGGCAACUCCUACCAGUUCUCCUUAAAGAUGCGCUCCAAAGAAGGCUCCGCCUUCCAGGCACAGCGCAAGCUGGCAGUGGGCUUUUUGCUAGCUGAUCCCCACUGCCUUGAGGCCUUUGCGAAGCAGGAGGCUGCUGUUAUUCGAAACUCGGUGCAGUUCUUGAUUACGCUGAGGGAUAAAAAGGUUUGCUAUGACCAGGGCAUUAGUGGACAUCAUCUCAUGAAGACUUCCGUGAUGGUCAAGGUGCGAGGGUCUUCUGGGCACUGCUUCCAGAGCACGCACUUUGGGCUCCGCAUGCAAGGCAACCUGAUGUUGCCAGUGUUUAUUGGCUGCCCCCCAGGCAAGCGCCUGGCUUUUGACAUCACCUACACGCUGGAACACAGCCGCCUACUCAACAAACAGUACUUCGACUGCGUGCACCCGGACCCCGAGAUGCCCUGCUUUCUCUUCCGUGACCAGUUCCACCCUUUCUUCUUGGUUCAAGAUUUGGUGACGGGAGACUCAGGCAGUUUCAUGGGCAGAUACAUGCUGAAGGUGGUGGGUGGCGGGCCCACCCUGGACAGCAUUCGGGACUACAGCGAGGAGGAAAUCUACCGCUUCAACAGCCCGCUGGACACGACUAAUAGCCGCAUCUGGACUACAGAGACCAUAGAGACCACGGAGGACGGGGCAUUCCAUAUCAUGUCCUCUCAGAGCUUCGGCAUCCAGUGGCUGUGUCUGGAGAACUCCCCAUGCUAUGACACGACCCCCCAAAGCAUCUUCUCACCUGAAUUCUACUUCAAGGUAUUGGUGAGCAAUAGAGGUGUGGACAGCAGCACAUACUGUGACUACCAGCUCAACUUCCUGCUGCACAUCCACGGGUUGCCGCUCAGUUUCAGGCGGGCCCUCUCCAUCGCCCUUGUGUCCGCCAGCGUGUUUGUUGGCCUGGUGAUCCUCUACAUCACCUUCUGCCUCUUGUGGCCGCUUAUGGUGAAGGCCUGGAAUAAUUUCCUCUGGAAGAUGAACACCGUCAUCACCUCAGGGUCCUUAUACUACUCCACAUCCAGCAGCAGCUCCUCACAGAUGAGCAGCAAUGCCAGCUUGAAGGGCACCUCCAAAGUCACUUUGAAGGAGGACAAGGGGGACAAGGCUGACGCUGAGGAAGCUGUAGCAAAGGAGCUCCCGAGCUGAGCCUCUCCCUCACCUCAAGCCCUCGCCCACCCUUGGCUUCUCAUAAUAGCCCACCGCGAAAGUGCAGCCUGGCCCCUACCAUGGCCUUUCUUUGUUUUACUUGAAU
Octodon degus (degu) is the source of this 4355-nucleotide messenger RNA. RefSeq names its product cation channel sperm associated auxiliary subunit gamma (gene Catsperg). The record is from RefSeq and is a predicted model, not a curated record. Lineage: Eukaryota; Metazoa; Chordata; Mammalia; Rodentia; Octodontidae. The coding region runs from base 164 to 4249 and encodes 1361 amino acids. Gene Ontology annotation, cellular component: motile cilium; sperm principal piece; CatSper complex. The transcript has 29 exons.